Molecule: messenger RNA, 7653 nt
Organism: Hyalella azteca
Lineage: Eukaryota; Metazoa; Arthropoda; Malacostraca; Amphipoda; Hyalellidae
Product: dentin sialophosphoprotein
Exons: 2
Coding region: 177-3170 (997 amino acids)
Cellular component (GO): nucleus
Molecular function (GO): transcription regulator activity
Source: RefSeq, a predicted model, not a curated record
UGCAGGCGUAGAGUGUAGAGGUGUAGUGUGUGCUGGUGUGAGCCACGUGUGUGUCCAUUCACUUAAACUUACCUUAACCUGUGAAGUGUUGAUCUGGACUGAAGUUUUGCACCACUGUUUUCAAAUUGAUAUAAUGACAUCGUCAAAGAUUACUCUCGACCACCAUGUGAGCUGAAAUGUCAGAGCUUGGAAAGGCCAACGAGACAAGCAUGGGUCUUCCACGAUCAGGAGGCAGCAGCUGCACCACCGUCACCUCCCAGAACAUCACCUCGACCCCCCCUAACAGCAGUCCCCCUACCACAAACAUCAACAACAAUAACAUCGAGGGUAACGACAAGAACGAUAAGUGCAGCAGUGCUUGCCGGCGCAGUAACUCAACGGGGCCCCGUGGGGAGAAGCGCCCUUGGGACGGCAUUUCUGCUGAGCAAGGCGCCACAGAAGGCGAGCCUCCCAGCAAACUGGUGUGCACUUCACCGCCUCACGCCCUUUGCGCAGAGGAUGUUCCCCAACAACCACAUCAGCCUAUUGUUGAGCGUCUUGGCAAGAAACAGUAUCGCAGCAGCAGCAACAAUAGCGGUAACAACAGCAGUAGCAAGAGUAGCCUCAUGGUGACGGACGACCUGUUACCUGUCGAAGCCACGUGUGGAGUGUCCGACGAGAGCGACACGGAUGCUGAGAUCGAAGACGAGAGAGACUUUCUAGACGAAGAGGAUAAAGACUCCGGUUUUAUUGACAGCCACUCGAUAGAUAAUUCCUCUGACGACGAUAUGGACGUCAGACUAACGCCUGUUGUUGCCAUCUCUAGUACAAACAACAAUAAUAUUGUCGACUCCUGCUCUAGCGACCUAAGUGAAGUUCAAAUCUAUUGUACCCUUCAAACUUCCACCCGGACUCCUUGCGUGUCGUCAGACACUCAGGAAACUUCGGACUCCACCACUCGAUCUAGCAUCGAAAAUCCGGCCGUUGCGUCGACCGUAUCCAAUUCUGCAACCAUCUUGCCGUCUUGUUCCUCUGCCUUCUACGCCUACUCUUCUCUGUCCAGCAAUUUUGUGCCCUCCAGCAGUCCCAUUGGCAGUGUUGACCGUUCCUCGCAUCACUCUUCGUUCAAUCAGUCCUCCUGUAGCAGCUCUCCAGUUGCUGAAGUUCAUGAUACACCUGCCAACAAUCAAUGUGCAUCAAAUGUUGAAUCUUCUAUCGCACAAUCUUCUUCACAAAAUAGCAUUGUUAGUAGUAGCAAUUCAACAUCUGUUAGUAUUUCUGAAGUAUUGUCAACGUCUAUUGCUUUGUCUGUUGAUGUUAUGAGUAGUGCCGCUCUCCCUUCUUUAAAUUGUUGUGGCAUCGUUGACUCGGCUUCUGAUAAUCUAGUACAAAGUAUAUCGGCUGUAAGUGUUACGAAUUCUCCGACACUGCCCUCAUUGUUGCAUCGCGACUACCAUCCUUCGUCUGCAGACUUGAGCAACAACAUGUCGACCAUCGCAUCUGCCAAUGCGGACACGAUCGUGACCAGUGCCUACUCGGGCACCGUGUCUUCUCCACUCUACGAUCCGCACGCGUACCAGCUCUACUCUGCGGAGGUCUCCCCGAGAACCUCGUCUGCCGCCAUGCAGAAUGGAUCAUGGAGCUGUAACUUCUACGACGGCAAUCAACCAACGAUGACAAACAAGUACAUGGAGAUUCAAACGAGUAAGAUUGGAGGAGUAUGUGCCACUCCGCCACCUUCUCCGAGUCAAGCCAUUCAGUGUGAUGCAAACGGCAAGUCAUACAUGGAUCUCGGUAGUGCUUCUCCAUUCACCCAAACAUACUCGGCAGAUUGUGGCAAUUAUACCACGUCUCCUUCGAGCAACUUCUCUGGGGUCAUUUAUAACAAUCAGACUUGUUCUAAUUCGAACAACUACAGUCAACAGCAGCAAGCACCUCAGCAAACUCCUAACAAUCAAUUUUAUCGGCCAGGUUACUCACAGUUUGGAGGCUUUCCUUCUGGAGAAGGCUGUUCAAAUAACUAUGAUGGAGACGUUGGCUGUUCCUAUGGUUAUCCUCCAAACUAUCCGCCAUCCCGACCACUAAAGAUGAUGCCUCCUCGAUGUGCUUCUCCUUUUUGUGACCCAUCAAAACCUUCAUCAAUGCGCUCACCAUGCUACCAGCAGCAACGAUUAGCUGUUCUCAACAUGUCCAUGUGCAAACUAAACCGAUUUAGUCGUUGUUCUGAUCCGCGUCUGCACAAGUCAGUGCUCAUUUGUAACACGCUCAGACUCAUUGAAAAGGAGUUCGAAUCGGAAGGUACCAGCAUGAAUGCCAUCCUGCUGAGUCAGCAACAUAUGAUGCACGCUGGCCUGCCACCACACUGUCCACCUCCACCACCUACGCCUCCUCCAAUGGCCAUGUCGGGAGGAUCAUCAGAAGGGCCUCUUCCUUCAAUGCAUCCACCUAUCAUCAGCUCCCCGAUGCCGGGGCCAUGCACCCCUCCACCCGUCUUGCCCCCUCCUAUAAUGCCACCUUAUAAUGGCUCUUCAAUUCCCUACCGGGGACCUUUGUAUCCUGAUGGAGCCUACGAAGACCUGCGGGGAUAUUCCCCGUUGCUGGAAUGUGAACCUUUACCAGCAUCUGAUAAUCCGACCACACUGCAUAACUUGAGGCCGAGCUCUUCAGCGGUAUUGGAGCAAUCUUCAUUGUCAGUUUUAAGCAACGUUGGUGGUAUAUUACCGUGCAAUAACAAUAAUAAUAAUAAUAAUAAUUCUGGUAACCUUAGUAGUAAUAAUUUUACCAGUAGCAACGAGACGAGUUGCAGUAGUAGCAUUAGUAGCCAAAGCAGCACAGAAGACCGAGCUGAGGGUGCUAUCAAUUGGUGCUCUGUUUUGAGUUUACCUUCGCAAUCUGAUCUGGACUCCCUUAACAGCUCUGACUUUUGCGAGUGGGGCAGCGAAAAUAGCAUGGAGAUAGAAUACAGUACUAACAGUAGCAGCAGUUGCAACAGCAGUCCUGCCAGGAGCAGUACCAGCGCAAGCUCGACAACCACCAGCGGUCUCACCGAAGUUUCUUCAGCAUCUCAGUAUAAACUUGAUCUACCAUCUUUAAGUGCGGACGAUGUCUUAAAAUCUUUUCCCGAUCAGCCUAGGAGAAUAGAACCUUCUGAUGAAUUAGAUAACCUAAUUGAUGUAUUGGUUGAAUCCUAGCAUAGAUCAGCCCCCUAGCAAUAGUAGUGUAAGCCGUACCAAUGGUGAAGGCGAGGCUGUGAACUAGGCAAUCAUUUGUUCUGUACAAUACGUUAAAUUCCUCCUUGUCUGUAAUCAUUUAAAGUACAAACCGAAUUAUGAUCUCUUUUGAAUAGGCAAUACUGUAGAAUGUUUUUUCUACAACUGCUCGUUCUAGAGAACGUAGGAGAUUGGCUGUGGAGUAAACUCUGCUCACGGCGCGUUUUUGCUAUACUCGGCGGUGUAUGAACGUGUUCACGAUUGUUCAUCCGCUUUCCCAUUGAACGUUAUUGUUUUAAAAUCAUGCUGUAUACAUUGUUACUUCAUUGUCGGGCUCAAAUCAGAUGAUAAAAUUCUAAUUAAUGACACUUUUAAUGUGCAUUACUUCAAAAAUCUUCUUCAGUCGUCGGUUUUUGCAAUGCUCAAUUUUUCGAGACGAUGCUCGUUAUUGCGUCAGAAAGACACCUGAGUGCGCUCCAUGAACGAGCCGAAUAUUUGCUAUUUUAUUUAUGUGUAACAAUAGUGAUGUCCUACGUCGAGGUUGGUCGCCAUAGCUGCUGGUGCUGUUACUACUGCUACGACAAAUGCUGCUACGGUUGUUCUGUUACUUAUGUCUUUUCCCAUGCAUUUUGCCAUCAAUGCAUGGCUGACAUAGAUGAAUUAUUGGUAAAAUGAAAAAUUUCCACAAUUCAGUGUGCAACAGUUAUUUUAUUCGUCGUCAAAUGUUUAACGAGACUCUCUUUAUUGUACUUAACACAAUUUUAGUGAAGAAACUCUUGCUGUUCUCAGUUGUGAUCGUUGAUGAAAUUGUGUUGUGGCGUUACUGGCGCCACAUUGGGUUUUUCAAGUUAAUAUUCAACCUUUCUAUUUAACAGAUAUUUUGCAAGUCCCAACUUAUUUAAUUUCUUUCAUUUACUUAACAUGAAUUGAUCUCUACGCAAACCCAGUCAUGGACUGAAAUUUCGAAAUGAAAACAAAAUGAAAAUUAAAUUAUGAGUUAAUUUUAAAACAAUUGACAAUUUUUUAACAAAACGUGACAAUCUCAUUUGUGAGUAGAUUUAAUUUAUCCAAGGUGACGUUUCUCAUUGUUUUAUUGCAUCAUAACGUUGACGAUUUGAAGAGUUGUAGCUGCCCAUACUUGCUCACGUGGUGCCGUUUCUGAUGUGGAUGCAGCUGCGGAAUAUCUUGCUAACGAAACUAUCCGGAUUAUCUGUGUGAAUUAUGCGUGUCUUGGUUCAGGCCAUAAUAUUGUUAGUAAUUGAUACAAUGUGUACCCAACGCCCUUUGAUGGCUCGAAGAACGUGCUGGUUGACGGCACAUUUCGAGCCGCCAAAGCGGUGAACGGAAGAUGUUACGUGCCUGUAGGUGACGUUAUUACUGCGUUGAUGAGUGGACGCCAACCCAUAUGUAUUGUCUCCUGAGUGUAGAGGCGCAUUAUCUUGAUAGUCGUUCAGUGAUGCUGCCUGCAGUAACAUCGUUGUAGUUGGUGUUGUGUUGAUCAUCUUAGGAAAUCCCUCCCUUUUCAUGCGGCCGUCAUGGCCGCUCUACAGCACUUUGGACCAAUUUAUACAAUAAGCUAAGAUUUAAAUGUUUUCACGUUUGGAGUUAUGAAUAAUUAACCUAAAUGAUAAUAAUCUGCCUUACCGUUACAAGCGAUGUCCAAAUUUUUCUGUACCUACUAAUGCAGUGGUGAUCUAAAUUUACGUGCUGGAGACAGAAAGAUGGUUACGUAGUGAAAUGUGAUCAAGAAAACUGCCAUUUUUGUCCAGUCAUUGCUGGGAUGAUGCCGUAUUGGUCACUGCUUUCGAGUGUCUGUUUGUUAAUUGAACGCAAUGAAGGCUGUGAGUACGAACAACUAUUCUGUUCCACAAGUAAAUUUAGGUCUAUUUCGGCUUAGUAAUUGAUCCCCAAGAAGGUCUUUUGUAGGUCAAAAAGGGUUUUAACCCUUUCGCGGGCAAGCAUAGAAAUGUGCAGAAAUUUGAAAUUCUUAAGAAGCGACUAUGAGAAAGUAUGGAUAAUUACAAGAUAAUUUUACAUCUGUGGAUUUUUCAAAUUAUGUAUGAUAUUGGAGUAAAUCGCAGCUGCAAAUUCUAUGAAAAGCGGUCACAACACUAAAAGAAUUGGAUUUUUUCAAUUUAUGGAUUCAAAUGCAAAGGGAAACUAUCGAGCUGCAAUUUGAUUUAAUUUUCUCGAGCUACUUUAAUUAGAUUGAUAUUUUUUUAUAUUUUGCGGUUAUAGCGUCAAUUUUAUGGUCAACGUCGAAACUUCCAUUUAAAUGCUCAUAUGUCAAUUCCUGGGCAUGGCAUGGGGUGAAGCUACGUAUGGAUGGAUGAUUGGAGAUUGGCAGAGACGUGAUCACGUAGCCUCAAACAAAAACCUGGGAACAAGCUGGGCUCUUUUGGAAGUAGAUGUUAUGUGAUUAUAUUUGUUAACUUGCCCGCUAAAGGUUAAUCGGGUUUCAAAAUAUUCUGUUGAUUACGUGUGCGAUUAAAAUAUUUAACUCGUUUGAGUUAAUGUAGAAGGGUUGAUGAUAACAAACUUGAACCUACAUGAUUAUUCUUGCAUGCAGGUAGGAAAAAAAUGUUAUCGAGAAUUAACUGUUGCAUCAUGUUCCCUCCACGAAAGUUAUAUCUGUUACACGUCAUCUGGUACGCGGAGCUCCGUUUGAUAGGCGAACGAUGAGGUUGUGAGGAGUACGUACAAGGCGUCGGUGUGAUUUUAGCUUUACAUUCAUAAUAUAUAAUGUUGUUCGUGUCUCUGUUGUUUUAUGAACUUCGGUGCAGGUUCUCGUUGUGACAAUUAUUGCCAGAAUGUCUUGUGUGUUUGUCUGUUUUGAUGUCUACGUCUGAUCUCGAAGGUAAUGAGUUUAACGUAAUUUAAAUUAAAGCGAGAGCUGGCCGAUUUCUUGGAGGGAACCUAUUUGGAACAUUCUAUUGUGUCGUAUUGUUGUAUUUCUAUAAAAUUCUCAUAAAUGUUUCAUUCUUGAUUCAAGCCGCCUCUGUCGCUUCCAUAACUUGCGAAUGCAAGUUACGAAUAAUUAUAUUGAAGCCAAAAAUUAACUUGGCAUGGAACGAAGCUAGAGGCUCAAGUUGAGGUAUGGAGCGGCGGGGGUGAGUGGGUGAGGCGGAAGUGUAGGUGAUGGGCGUGAGAGCUCAGGGCGGGUCGAUUAAAACAGCCGCGCCAGGCAUUAGCUGCGGCGCUGCUGAUGCUCUGCAUUUGUUGCACAAUGAACGUUGUUGCAGGGCUACCUGAAUGCUGCGCUCUGGAAACGCUGCAAGUUCUCCGCGUGGCCGAAUACUGUAACUGCAGCGUCAGUGUCCAGUGCUCUGUGCGCCAUUGCACAACUGCCUGGGCUGCUCCGUGCUCAGCCUGCUGGAGUUAGGUGUACUGUGCACUGCCUUGCACAAGCUUCCCUGGCUACCGCUCUCAAGACGUGCCGUGUUCCAUGUAUUUGUAGUGCCCUUUCUUUUAUUCGUCAAAAAAUAAGCAGUUUUACGGUUGCCAUAUUUUAUAUAGAGAAUAUUUCGAGUAACAUGUCACGGACUCUUAAUGAUUCAACUUGAUAUAGUCUUGAAAUCGUGUUUAAUGUACCGUUGAUAAACAUGUUUGAGAUGUUUAGCGUGACGUCUAGCGGAAUGAUUUGUUGUCAUUUAUAUACCCUAGCACAAAUUUUGCCAGUUGUCUGAUAGCCCUAAAUUGACUUUAAUGUUUGGAGCUCUUCGAGUGCAUUUCUUUAGUGCAGCGUUCAACUGCGAUGCUCAAAAUAUGAUCGAUUUAUUGGUUGUUGAUGAAUUUUACCGUCUAUGUUUGUGCUCAAAUAUUGUUGUAAGUCGUAGCAUGGAUUUCGGUUUGAAUUAUUUAUACAUGAAAUAUUUGCAGUAGAAGUGGUACAAUUGAGUUUUUGUUUUUUGCAUUUUCUCUACAACUUUAGCCUGUCGAAGUUACAGCAUAUGAGGCAAUUUAGAGUUCAGUUGGUACUUAAAUCUUGGUACUAGUCAUGUGUACCAUAUUCGGUGGCCAGCGGCACCGCAAGUCUUCAUUUCAGCAUCACAAGAAUUAGACACGAUAUGUGAAUCCAGUGUUAUUGAUCGAAUCGGUUUCUUUUUGCUGACGACUAGUUUCUCCUAAUGCGCAUUAGUUGCCUAAUUUUCUUUGAAAUUGUAACGCCGAUAAAUGCAUUCCUAUUUUUAGAAAUGGUUUGUUCAGUUUAUCAAAGACUAUAUUUGCUAUGUAAAGCUCAUAAGCCGUGCUGCUGACCUGCUGCUCAAAUGGUAUUGAAGAUACGGGCCUGGGAGCCUGUGUAGCGCUUCGAGCCCAUAGCGUCUUUAGCUUUGUAACGAGAAAAAGAUAUAUAUGGCGUGUACAUAUAUUUCGGAAUAAGAGAGAAACUAUUUGCGGUAUUGUAAAUAAAGUGUAAAAUAUUGUCGACGAGCAGCAAUAAAGGAAUAUUCUAUGUAUCUUGAAA